Apiotrichum porosum is the source of this 783-nucleotide messenger RNA. It is a transcript of the gene RKI1, whose product is annotated as ribose-5-phosphate isomerase rki1. The record is from RefSeq and is a predicted model, not a curated record. Gene Ontology annotation, cellular component: intracellular membrane-bounded organelle. Gene Ontology annotation, molecular function: ribose-5-phosphate isomerase activity. Gene Ontology annotation, biological process: D-ribose metabolic process; pentose-phosphate shunt, non-oxidative branch. The transcript is spliced from 5 exons. The coding region runs from base 1 to 783 and encodes 260 amino acids. NCBI's taxonomy places the organism in Eukaryota, Fungi, Basidiomycota, Tremellomycetes, Trichosporonales, Trichosporonaceae.
AUGCCUCUCUCCCCUCUUCCCCCAGUCGAGGCCGCUAAGCGUCUCUCCGCCUACGCCGCCGUGGACCGCCACAUCGCCCUCGAGCACAAGCUCAUCGGUAUCGGCUCCGGCUCGACUGUCCCCUACGUCGUCGACCGUAUUGUCCAGCAGGGCGCCGCCGCCAACGCUGGCCGCACCUUCCUCCCCACUGGUUUCCAGUCCAAGCAGCUCAUCAUCGAUGCCGGCCUCAACCUCGGCGAUGUUGACCAGUACACCCGUCUCGACGUUUGCAUUGACGGCGCCGACGAGGUCGACUCUGACUUGAACGCCAUCAAGGGUGGUGGUGCUUGCCAGCUCCGCGAGAAGGUCCUCGCUGACAUGGCGGACACCUGGGUCAUGGUUGCCGACUACCGUAAGAACUCGACUGUUCUUGGCACCAACUGGAAGCAGGGCAUCCCCAUCGAGGUCGCUCCCUUCGCGUACGCCCAGGUCCUUGCCACCCUCGUCAAGAUGGGCGGCACCCCGACCCUCCGCAUGGGCAAGGCCAAGGCCGGCCCUGUCGUCUCGGACAAUGGCAUGUUCAUCAUUGACGCCACCUUCCCCGAGGCCCAGAUGAAGGCCCCCGCCAAGCUCAACACUGAGAUCAAGCUCAUCACCGGUGUCGUCGAGGUCGGUCUCUUCUGCGGCAUGGCCAAGGCCGCGUACUUUGGCAACGAGGACGCCUCGGUCACCUGCCGCGCGGUGGGCGGCAAGGUCGAGCAGAUUGCCAGCGUCCCGGACGUGCCUCCUGUCGCCUCGGCUUAA